Messenger RNA from Trichoplax adhaerens, 978 nucleotides. RefSeq lists its product as uncharacterized. Gene Ontology annotation, biological process: regulation of cobalamin catabolic process. The coding region runs from base 1 to 978 and encodes 325 amino acids. The record is from RefSeq and is a predicted model, not a curated record. Gene Ontology annotation, molecular function: (S)-citramalyl-CoA lyase activity. The transcript has 7 exons. NCBI's taxonomy places the organism in Eukaryota, Metazoa, Placozoa, Uniplacotomia, Trichoplacea, Trichoplacidae.
AUGCCUGGACGUGGCCUACAGGUCGCAUGUUGGCGUGGAUUUCAUUGUAGUCAUACGAUGAAAUAUCAUCAACGAGCUGCAGCUACUCCAAGGCGUGCUAUUAUGUAUGUUCCUGGAUAUGAUGAUCGUAAAGCGAAUAAAGCUGCAACUUUAACCAUUGAUUCGAUCGUUUUGGAUUGUGAAGAUGGAGUUGCUAUCAACAAAAAGGAAGAAGCACGAGUUAAUAUACCAAAAUUACUGGCACGUACUGAUUUCGGAUCAAAAGAUCGGUUUAUUAGGGUCAAUUCCAGAGAUACUGGACUAACUGAAGAUGAUGUCUCUUCUAUAUUGGCGUCAAAUAAUUUACCUGAUGGAUUACUUUUACCUAAAGUUAAUUCGGUGGAUGAUAUCAAUUGGUUUUGUGAUUUAGCUGCCAGAAAUGGAAAUCUUAAAAGUCUGAAUAGACCUAUGAUUUUAGGUGUAAUGGUAGAGACGGCGAUAGCAAUGCUAAAUUUGAAAGAGAUUACCUCUUUCAAGAGUAAUACAUUUGAUCUACAAUGUUUAAUUUUUGGAGCUGAUGACUUCUUGGCUGAAAUUGGCGCUUCAAAGACAGAAAACGCUAUGGAAUUAAUGUACGCUAGACAGCAUGUAAUUUUACACGCUAAGGCAUUUGGACUUCAAGCUAUUGAUAUGGUUUAUAAUAAUUACAAAGACCUGAUAGGUUUACAACGACAAGCUAUAGAAGGUGCCAAAAUGGGAUUUACAGGGAAGCAGGUAAUUCAUCCUGGUCAAAUUGACAUUGUACAAGAAUCUUUUUCGCCUUCCAAAGAGCAAAUUGAAUGGGCUAAAGCACUCUCCAUAGCAUUUGAAGAUCAUCAACAGCAAGGAAAAGGUGCAUUCAUUUUUCGCGGCCAAAUGAUCGAUAAACCAUUGUUAUUGCAGGCAAACAAUAUUUUAAGUUUGAUUAAUAAUGUUAAUGGUAGUCAUACAUCGUCUUAG